AUGGUUAUGCAAUACCAAAUUGUGACCAAGCAUGGCUGCAACCCGGGCAACAAGUCCGGGCCCAAAUUUCCAAGCCCGGCCCUCCAGGUCCGGGUAAACUUCUUGUCUAACAAGGAAAGUACUUUUAUGGGGGCUCCUACUUUUUGACGGGACAUAUCUCAAAAAAUCAGAAAAAAUGUGCUGAUCAAGGAUAUAUAAAUCUUAGCUGCCCAUUUUAGGUUUUUAGGGGUGAAAACUCAAUCGGAAGUUGACUUAAAAUCCUAUAUGAACCCCUUUCUGCCUAAUUUUUCACGGGUUUACAAUUUUUAUUUUGGCUUAAAAUGAUGUUUAUUGAGUUUCUAAGACGUAAUAAAUCAGUUUGGCACAAAAAUUUAUUUUUCCGACCUUCAUCUUCAAAAAAAGUUGAUUCAGCCCAAAAGGGAAAUCGAACCCGUGCGGCGUCCCCCCUAUUGAUUCCCAGACUACGGCACUAGCCACUCGGCCACACCGCUCUCUUCCGAAGGAAGAGACCGACUGCGCUUUUUAUCGUUUCGAAUGCAUGCGCCUUUUGUAGGGAAAUUGAGCCAGUUUUUGGGCAUUUUCACCCCUAAAAGCCCAAAAUGGGCAGCCAAGAUUUAUAUAUCCUUGAUCAGCACAUUUUUUCUGAUUUUUUGAGGUAUGUCCCGUCAAAAAGUAGGAGCCCCCAUAAAAGUACUUUCCUUGUAAUAUGUAGAGUUUGAAAAUUUUCAUUCUGUAAAAAAACGUCCUAUCCGGAUGUUUGCGAAUGCCAGGAACUCUUGGAAUUCUAUUAUUUUUCUUCUUCUGGAGGAAGACCAGACAUUUUUUUGUUUUCUGAAAGGACCACAACAACUAUUAGUUCUUCCGGAAUGUCGCCGGACUAUAAUAACACGCACUGUGCGAUUUCUUGCUUUUGCACCGUGCAAUAGUUAUGUUUGGGCUGUCGCUCGCAACCUGAUUUUUUCACAGUGCGAGCGACAAAAAUCAGUCCGGCGACUUCCCGGAAAAACUAGUACAUACAUUAAGAAUUUCGUUUUUACGGCUUGGAAGAAGAAAGGUCACAGAAUUUGUUGUUCCACGCCUUGAAAACAAAGUAGAAAUGAUUUUAUGACUUUUGAAACCGUACUUUACAAUAUGUUUUAUCUCUACGAUGAGAGACUGCAAUAAUUUUGUGACAUAAAAAAAGUCAAAUCCGUAAAAUCGAGAUUCAAAUGUAGCUAUUUUGGUCGUAGUCUUGCAAUAUUCUCGAGUGAUUAUUUCUAAAAUUUCUGACUAUUUCCGAAAAAGCGGGGCUAAAAGUUUCGUAUAUGGUCCAAAAAACUUACUAACUUUGUGAAAUUAAAAAUGAUUUUACAGUCCAAACUUUCGCAAAAUUCUCAUCAUCAAAUUUCCAAUCAUCUCUGAUCUCUGAUUGCCUUUCUCAAAUUUUAUUACGACACAUUACGCAAUAAAAAUAAAUAUUUUCGAACAGUACCCUUUGCAAAAGCUUUUGUAAGUGGGCUGACAAAACUUAAUGGACAUUAAAGGCCAUAAAAGCCGUUUUUUACUAAAUUUUUGUCCAGCAAUGUGAUCGGUUAUCAGUAAGGGGCUUGUGACUCCGCUGACGUCAUGCACUGUCAAUCAUAACCGGGAAAUUUUUGGGAAAGGAGAGGUUUGGAACUUCCGCUUGAUUAGCCCCUUUUUUCUUUGUACGAUUUUGUUUUGUAAAGAAGGAGUGGUGAGCUACUGUAGAACAGAUGAUAAAGCUAAUAAAAUAGAUUUUGACUUUUUUCAAAAUACGAUAGAAAAGAUUUUUUUGUUAUAAUAUAAUACUUUGGGAUAAGUUUUCGGUUAAUUUUUGAAUGGGUAAAUUUAGGAAGUGAUGAGAUUUUCGUGAAAUUCGGCAUAAAUUUAGGCUAUGAUCUUCGGAGUCAAGUCUAAAAGCUUCGUAUUUAACUUUGCGGAAACUGGCAAGAAUUUUUUGGUCAGAAGUUGUCGAAAUUCAAUUUUUCGGUAAUUUUAAAAUCAUUUUUUUUUGCAAGCUCCGGUCAAAUUUAGCCGACAAAUUCUCAAUAAGGAAUUGCAACAACAUUUGACUUCUUCUUCUCUGGGUUUCUGAUAAAUUCCAAGGUCAAAUAUCUAAUCAUCAAGUGUAAAACGCAUACACUUCUAACGAUUAAAAACUGAUGGGUCCUGAUAAAACUUUCUGUUUUUGGAACUUGUGUCAUACGAAUUUUGGGCAGUGUAAGGUGGAAAGCGACGGUGCCUACUGCGAAUUUAUAUUAUUCAAGAAAACAAGUUAUGUUUUUGCAGCCUUUGCCUCAAAAUCUAAGCCGUUUCCGAUCAGAAAAUCGUGAUCUGCUCAAGAAAAUUGGAGUUGAAAUAUGCUCCAGUUUCCGUCAAAACGUAUUUCCAACUCCCUUGUUAAUAACCGCGUGUUAUUUGCAUCUCCGAUCACCUGGUUUCCUUUGAUAGUUUUGUUGACAACCUCGAUCCACAGCGUCUGUCAUAACGAGCUCGUUUUCCCUCGUUUGAUCCCCUUAUUUUCCCCAAAGUUUCAUGCUUCAAUUUUCGAAAUCGCCCUUCAUUUGUCCCCGCUUUAUUACACCUGCUUAUGCCCCUUUUCACAUUCAAUUUUGUAUUCUUUUUGGAAAUAUCUGUUUACAAUUUAAUCUUGCUGAAUAGCAUGAUAUAUGUGUACAAAAGAAGGUUUAAAAACAAAAAAAAAUUUCGAAAAAUAGGGGGGGAAAACAAAGAUUAAGAACGGGAGAAAAAAGUAUUUUUAUCUUUUUUUCGGGAAAAACAAAGGGCGAACCCUCCGGGGAAAGAGAGUCGCCCAUCUCGCUGAGAGAUAGUACUGAUUUUAUAACCAUUCGUAUAAAUUUAGAACGGGGGUGACUAAUACGAAUUAAAUCUGUUUAGGGAUCUGGGGAAGGCAACAUUCUGGGAACAAGGGUGAGUCAAGUUACGGGUGGGGAUACUUUUCCGAGGACGACUAUAAAAUUAAAAGUAAGUUUGCAAAUAUCCCAUAGUUUGUUGAUUUAUAAGGUCAAACCACUAACGAAAUUGCUUUCGGGUUAUACGACCAAUAGAGCCAAAAAAUGUAGUCAUCGUUUCUUUAUCCUCUCAAAUUCUUUAUUACUGUACUUCUCGAUACUCUACGUUCCUCGUUCAAGACGCAAAAAAACAGUCUUUUGUUUGUCUUAAAUUGAGAUAUUGAACGCUUUUUUGUAGGCGAUUCACUUGGGCAAAUCCGGAGUAAUGGUCAAAGCGGAACUCGUUUUUCAACGCGCUGAACCUCUCCCAUAUAUCUUGGAAAUUUAUGUUCUCAGUUUGAGAAUGUAG
Bursaphelenchus xylophilus (pine wood nematode) is the source of this 3321-nucleotide messenger RNA. The record is from the annotation of a GenBank genome assembly. Lineage: Eukaryota; Metazoa; Nematoda; Chromadorea; Rhabditida; Aphelenchoididae.